Molecule: messenger RNA, 639 nt
Organism: Colletotrichum destructivum
Lineage: Eukaryota; Fungi; Ascomycota; Sordariomycetes; Glomerellales; Glomerellaceae
Product: Putative cyclophilin-type peptidyl-prolyl cis-trans isomerase domain-containing protein
Exons: 2
Coding region: 103-597 (164 amino acids)
Biological process (GO): protein peptidyl-prolyl isomerization
Cellular component (GO): catalytic step 2 spliceosome
Molecular function (GO): peptidyl-prolyl cis-trans isomerase activity
Source: RefSeq, a predicted model, not a curated record
GCCUCGUCCGAAAUAAUUUCCUGCCCCUCCUCUCACUAUCAACCCCCGCGCAAACACACCACCUAAACACACAUAACUCCGCGCGCAAGGAGAACCGUCAACAUGACGACAAACGUCGCACUCGAGACCUCAAUGGGCACCGUAAUUGUCGAGCUCUACACCGCCCACGCCCCCAAGACCUGCACCAACUUCUCCACUCUCGCAUCGCGCGGCUACUACAACGACACCGUCAUCCACCGUAUCAUCCCCAACUUCAUGGUCCAGGCCGGCGACCCAACUGGCACCGGCCGCGGCGGCACCUCCAUCUAUGGCGAAAAGUUUGCCGACGAGAUCCAUCCGGGCCUCAAGCACACCGGCGCCGGCGUCCUCUCCAUGGCCAACGCGGGUCCCGACACGAACGGUUCCCAGUUCUUCAUCACCCUCGCUCCGACCCCGUGGCUCGACGGCAAGCACACCAUCUUUGGUCGCGUCAAGAAUGGCCUCAGCGUCGUCAAGAGAAUGGGCCUCGUCAAGACGGGGCCCGAGGACCGGCCCUUGGAGGAUGUCAAGAUCCUGAGGGCGUCCGUCGUAGAGGACCCCGGCGCGGACGAGGCGUAGUGGCUUCUCGAUGGCCUUUUGGUUUCUUUUCUUUCUUCUCCG